ACCGCCGCCCUGCUCCUCCCCCACCAUCUCAACCGCCGCCCUGCUCUUCCCCCACCAUCUCAACCGCCGACUGCUCCUUCUCCUCCGCCGCCAAGACCUGCUCUUUCUCCUCCGCCGCCGCCGAGACCUGCUCCUUCUCCUCCACCGCCGAGACCUGCUUCAUCUCCUCCCCCACUCUACAGCCGCACAGACAAGUAUUAUCUUUGUGAUGCCGCGUAUGCACACAUACAGGGAUUUAUGGCUCCAUAUCGUAAUGUGAGGUAUUGGCUAGGAGAUUUUCGCCGAAGACGUGCAUUGACUAAUAAAGAGAAAUUUAACCAUGCUCAUGCAAGACUUCGGAACGUAAUUGAGCGUGCUUUUGGUGUCUUGAAAGCAAGAUUCCCUAUUUUGAAAAGGACGGCACCAUUUCCAUUGGUUACACAAAGGAACAUUACCAUUGCAUGUUUCGCGCUACAUAAUUUUACAAGGAAAGAGGGUUUGAGCGAUGAAUUGUUUACAGAAUACGAUCAACCCAAUGUUUCGGUGCAUAAUAGUCAAGUGCACGUUGAUGCUGAUGAAGACGAGGUUGAAGCACAUGGUACUGCAUCGGAUCGGGAAUAUAUGACUCAGUUACGAGAUGAGAUUGCUGAGCAGUUAAUGCAAAACAUGGAUACAAUGAUUUAAAAAAAAUGUUAUUGUCUUUUCUGUGAAUAUUAUUUCACUAUUGUAUAACUAUUAUUUAAGUUUGAAUGUUGAAAAACUCUUUUAAGUUUAAUAAAUCAGUUUAUUUAUAUUUCA
This is a messenger RNA of Helianthus annuus (common sunflower), 777 nucleotides long. RefSeq lists its product as uncharacterized. The coding region runs from base 238 to 663 and encodes 141 amino acids. The record is from RefSeq and is a predicted model, not a curated record. Lineage: Eukaryota; Viridiplantae; Streptophyta; Magnoliopsida; Asterales; Asteraceae. The transcript is spliced from 2 exons.